UUUAUUGGUAUUUCUCGUAUUUCUUUUCAUUCAAAUAAUUUAAAUAAUGCGGAACAGUUAAAAAGUGCUACUUGCUUUGAAGAUAGGUGAGAGAGAGUUAUAUUAAACAAUAAAUUUACUAUAAAUAUUUAGUUUAUAUGAAACAUGAGCGAUAACGAUUAUGAUACACUUCGUCAAAAAAAUAUUGCUGAAAGGAAUGCCAUUUUUGCAGAAUUUUUCAAGGAAGUAAAUAAAUUAAAAGCCGAAGAGAAGAAUUUACAAGAAGCACAAAAAGAAAAGGAGAAUAUUGAAAAUGAACCACCCAGAAAAAAACGAAGGAUAAGUCACAACAAAGACAAUGAUAAUGAUUUUAAAAAUAGUAAACGAUUACCAUUACGUAAACGAUAUAAUACCAGAAGCACAGCUAAAUAUUCUACAAGUGAUGAAUUAAAUGAUUCUGAUAAUUAUGAAAAUAGUAGUAAUGUACCUAGAAGGAACAGAGCAAAACUAAAAGUUUUGUUUCCCUGGGCAAAACCAUUCCAAAGGAGUAUUGAUCUAAUGAAAAUGAGAGUAUGUGAUAUUGAUGAGAAGGAAGAAGAAAAUGAUGAUGACGAUGAUGAUUAUGAUUAUGAUAAUAAUCUAUCAGAUGAAUCUUUUAGCAAUAAAAAAUAUUCCAAGGUAUCAAAGUCUCCAUAUGAUCCUAAUAGCAUACCAUCGGUUGAUAAGAUAACACAGGAAAUGUUAGAUAAUGUGGCAAAACGAAGUACACUAAAAAAAUAUUGUAAAAUAUAUGGUACAAGUUGUCAUCAAUGUAGACAAAAAACUCUGGAUACAAAAACAGUUUGUAGAUCAGGAGAAUGUAUUGGUAUAAGAGGCCAAUUUUGUGGGCCUUGCUUACAAGGAAGAUAUGGAGAAAGUGCAGUCGAAGCCUUACAAGAUCCAAACUGGGCCUGUCCUCCUUGCAGAGAUUUAUGUAAUUGUAGUAUAUGUAGGACAAGGAAUGGUUUACGACCAACAGGAAUUUUAGCUCCUGUAGCACAAGAAGGAGGAUAUUCAUCGGUGAUGGAUUAUUUACAAUCUGUUGAAGAUGAUACAUAACUUAUUUUCAUAGAAUAUAAAAAAAAUUGAAUGAAAUAUUAAUUUCACAUAUUAUGUAUUUUUUGAUAAAGUAAUGCUCGUUUAUAUAAACAUAGUAUUUCUUUUAUAUAUUGCUGUCUACCAAUUUCUUUAAUUUUUAUUUUACAAAGAUAAUUUCUAAAAGAAAUUCAUUUUAUAGCAACAAUGGCAUAUUGUCUUGGUGAUAAAACAGGAUUAAACAAGCGUAAAA
This is a messenger RNA of Vespa mandarinia (Asian giant hornet), 1306 nucleotides long. RefSeq lists its product as uncharacterized. The record is from RefSeq and is a predicted model, not a curated record. Gene Ontology annotation, cellular component: nucleus. Lineage: Eukaryota; Metazoa; Arthropoda; Insecta; Hymenoptera; Vespidae. Gene Ontology annotation, biological process: regulation of DNA-templated transcription.